AUGUAAUUUUUGUCACAGAAAUUUAUUUCAGACAAAUUCGAAGGGCAAUUCUAAAGAUAUUUGAAAAAGUUUCGAUUAAGAUUUCAAUUAAUUUAAAAGGUAAUACUACUACCAUUAAUAAUUUAUUAUACAAUAGAAAAAGUGUUUUAAUCAAGUUGGUUUGUAGUUAGUCUAAACGUGAUUUUGGGAUUGAUAGUGAUCAUAAGUUUAAAAUAUCAGAAAAAAUGUAUAAGAGUUUAUGAGAUUUUGAUUCUAAUUGGAAUUCUACUUUUUAAUUUAUUCUAUGCUACUUCAUAGUAUUUGAAUAUUCAUCCUCAAAGAUAUUAAUUUAUUGAUGGUUAUUUCUUAGCCAUUUUAAGUUUGACGUAUAGAUUUUAAUUUUACUUUAAGAAUGAUCAAUAUGAUGGAUACUAUACAAAAAGCAUUCCUUUUGUUAUUUAUAUACCUAAUAUAUCUUAUCAUGAUACCCAAUUAAGUUGAACCAAUUUGGUAGUAAAUUAUAAAGUUUAUUUUAUACAUUAUUCUUUACUAUCAGUAAUAGAGAUAUUAAUAAUAAUUAUUAAGAUUAACAUAUCUUCAUUAUUUUAAGCAUUUGACAAUAGAAAAUACAAUAAGAGAGAAUUUAGAUAUGAAAUAUUAUCUUGUUCAUUUUAUAGAAAAAAAAAGAUCUUUUGUUUUGAAGUCUGAGGAGUAUGAUUAAUUUGUAAAUGAAGAUGAUUAAUAUGCUUUUUAAUAGUUUUUACGUAAAAUCAAUAUUUCAUCUGGUGCCUAGACUAUAGAGAAAUAAAUGCCAACUAGAAAAGGAUCUGCAGAAAUGAAUCUAGAACAAUUUUUAUUUUAUUUGUUUACUGAUAACAAAAAAUUAUCAACUUUGAAAAGUUAUGAAAACAAAUACUUAGAACAUUAACAUCAUUUAUUUGGAUUUACAUAAGAUGAAACUUACAUAAUCAAAGUUAUUAAAUGUUAUGAUACAGAUCCUUGUGCAAUAUUAUUAGUAACUGAAUAAUAGAAACAAUAAUUUGUAGAUAAACUAAAAUUACAAAAUAAAGCAACACUAAAACUAUUAAACUAUUUUACAGAUAUAUUUACAAGUUAAAUUAGAGUUUCUUUAAUCCUUUUAAAUGGAAUGUUAAAAUUUUAAUAGAAUUAAAAAAAAAAUUGUAUUUUUAAUAAAGAAAUCAAAUGUCUUAAUUAUAUUAAAUCUUAACUUUACAUUGCAUAUAAUUAAUUUUACAAUAUUUCUGAUUACUUUUUAGCCAAUUCUGAUUUAAGAAAAUUGUAAAUCUCAAAAUUCAAUUUGAUAUAAGUUGUUGAAGAAUUAUUUGAAAAACUAAAAUAUUAUAGAAUAUAGAAUAAAAUCAUGACUCAUGUUUUUAUUUUAAAAACUAAAAUAAAAGAACUAAUACUUAAAUCAGAUAUGAAAUAAAUCUCUUAAUUAUUUUUUAAUUUGGUCAAGUUUGCUAUGAAAUAUUCAGAAGAAAUCUAAAUAGAUUUAGAAGAAGGAUUUGAUCAAUCAUAUCCUCCUUAAGCUAUUAUAAAUGUUUAAAUUUUAUUCAAACAUAUAAAAGGUACUAAAAUUGAACUUAAAAAAUUUCCAAUUAUAAAUCCAACAACUUUAGAAGAAAUUAAAAAAAAUGAUAAAAGACCAUUAGAUCUUGAUGUGUCAAUAUCAUUAUUAAUCAUCAGAAAUCUAGGCCCAUUUGAUAAAAUGACUAUUAGAAAUAUAGGUAAACAUUAUUAUAAAAUCUAAUUUUUUAUUUACAAGAAUAUGAACAAGGAUUUACAUUUAAUACCAAUUCAUUCUUUUGAUCCUUCAUUAUUCAUCAAAAGAGACGAUGAUUGGUAAUUGCUUAAUCAUUUUGGAAAUCAACUUUUCAACAAUUGUUAUAAUGAUUCUCCAGAAAUAAGAUUAGAUACUUAAAGAUGCAUUACAAUUCCUAACACUGCCUUAAGAUCUUGA
This is a messenger RNA of Paramecium sonneborni, 1960 nucleotides long. The record is from the annotation of a GenBank genome assembly. NCBI's taxonomy places the organism in Eukaryota, Ciliophora, Oligohymenophorea, Peniculida, Parameciidae.